GCAAAUAAAUUCCAUCAAAAGGAAGAAAAAACAAUGAAAGAGGUUCAAAAUCGUCUACACUAUGUUCGUAAGCUAUCUACAUUUUUCACAAAACCAAUCGUUUAUAUUUUUCUCCUUUUCUCGUUUGCUGUCGCCGGUUACCUUUAUUCCUCGUCCAAAUCCGCCGAUCACUUCCGUUUCGAUACCAUCAUUUGUGCCAAACCCGAACCACCACAUGUUGUUCGAAACAAUCUCAUUGACACCUUCUUUAAUGGUAUAUCUCCGUAUGCUAACUUCCCACCAAAACAUGUGGCCAAUCUUUUAACUCCGGCGAAAAUCAAUGGUUGGGAUUCAAACAAUGCUGUUUUUGGUAACCUUAUGAAGAAGUACCGGCCCAAGGUCAUAAUUGAAAUUGGUACCUUCUUGGGCAUGUCUGCGAUUCACAUGGCAGAAUUAUCUAAAGAAUUGGGCUUAGAUUCGCAAAUAAUUUGUAUCGAUAAUUUUAGGGCAUGGCCGGGAUUGGAUAUACCGAUGAUAAACGGCGAUGUACUAUUGAUGUAUCAAUUUAUUCAGAAUUUGGUUCAUAAGAAUGUGACGGAUUCGGUGGUCUUUCUUCCUUAUUCCGCGGCCGCAGCUUUAGAUAAAAUGUGUAUGAUGGGAAUAUAUGCUGACAUGAUUGAAGUCGAUGCGGCUCAUGAUUUCCAUUCGGCUUGGAGCGAUAUUAACCGGGCUUAUAAGGUUUUGGCACGCGACGGUGUAAUAUUUGGGCAUGAUUAUUUCAAUUUAGAAGAUCAAUUUGGUGUUAGAAGGGCGGUGGAUUUGUUUGCAAAAGUUAAGGGUCUUGAAGUUGGAACUGAUGGUCAGCAUUGGGUCAUCUAUCCAAGCUAAUUUAUGUGUAUUUGAUUUUAUUGAUAUUUUUUAUAAUUAAUAAUUUUUCAAGCAUUUUUAAUCAUAAAAUGAUCUUGGACAAUGUAGACUGAGGUUAGGUAUGGUUAAUCAGUCUUUCUAUGUCAAGAUUUUCAAUAUAUAUUUUUUUUAUCAUAGAGUGUAGUGUUUGUUUUC
Impatiens glandulifera is the source of this 1041-nucleotide messenger RNA. RefSeq lists its product as uncharacterized. The record is from RefSeq and is a predicted model, not a curated record. The coding region runs from base 34 to 867 and encodes 277 amino acids. The transcript has 2 exons. Lineage: Eukaryota; Viridiplantae; Streptophyta; Magnoliopsida; Ericales; Balsaminaceae.